GAUCAACACAAAUGCGAUUAAAGGAAUUUCCUAACUCCUUGAUGACAGAAUCAGAAGCUACAAAGCAGAACAACCACUCGCUCUUCUUGCUAGCAAAGAACAUGGUCUAAUCUCUACCACCUUGAGAUUCUUCUUUCCUGAGAAAAGGUGUAUGAAGCUUUCACAUUUGUCCAACCCAGAAGAGAUUACUGAAUCUAUCUCACUAUCAUGGGAAGACUUGAAAACAGCACAAUAGAAAUGCUUAAGAACCAAAUGCUGCAGACCACUUUGCCUGCCCUUUAUUUGUUCAUCUUCGUCAUCAGUAUUCCCCUGAAUUCUAUCUCCUUGUGGUUCCUUUGCCGUUACUCAAGACCUUGGACUCCCAUCAUCAUGUUUUCCAUUAAUCUGACAAUCACGGACUUGCUGUACAGCAUGCUCCUCCCUUUUCAAUUUGUCUACCACUUACGGGGAAAUGACUGGCCCUUUGGACAGGUUCUGUGCCGCAUUGUGACUGUGCUAUUCUAUGCAAACAUGCACUGUUCUGUUUUAACCAUGACAAGCAUCAGCAUAGAACGCUACCUAGGAAUUGUUCACCCGCUCCAGCACAGGGCCAUUAGACCCAUUAGAACAGCUCUCUUGACAUGCAUCAUCAUUUGGAUAUUUGUUUUACUGCUGCACUUCCCACUCAUGAAGACAGAGCUAACCUUCCAGGUACAGGAGUUGCAGAUAACUACUUGCUUUGAUGUAUUACCCAAAAAUAUGUUUCCUUCAAGAAAUGGUUUCAUCGCUUAUUUUGGCUCUCAAGUUCUCCUAUGCUUUCUCCUACCUUUGCUAGUUAUGGCAUUCUGCUACACCUCAGUCAUUCGAGCUCUUCUUAAUGCCCCUCCUGAUCAAUUAAAAGAAAUUAAGAAUCAGACAAUUUAUUUGAUAGUUGUGUUGCUUACAGUCUUUGUACUGUGUUAUGUGCCCAAUAUUGUGAUAUCAAUCAUCCAUUUUGUCUAUACUACCCAAAAUAAGACUGUUUAUGUGGAAUAUAAGCUGUCUCUGGCUUUGAAUAGCCUUAAUUGCUGCUUCGAUCCACUUGUUUAUUUUUUUGGUUCCAAAGAGUUUCGACGAAAGAUACAGAAGAAGCUCUGCAGAUGCAUACCUGAUAUAUUCAGUGAAAGUCCCACUGUCUUUUCAGAGCAAGAUUUGCCAUUAACAGCCAGAGAACAUGCACUAAAUCAUUAAAAAUGUAUUUGACCUGGAACAGAUUUUGUUAGUCAAUGCUUCAAACCAUCGUCCAGAAAGUUUAGAAGUUGUUUUAUUUAAGAACAUACAAUAUCAAAAGAUAAAGAAAAAUACACCAGGCAAUAUAUUACCACAAUUUAUUGAAGCUUAUUUUGGACACAAACUGAGCACUCAGGAAGACUCAGCAUGCAUGGGAAAAGACACAUCUUUUAGCUUGCUAAAAGCAGUGCAUUAUGGAACAUCAAUUACUAUAAAUUAGGAAUACAAAAAAUAUUUCACUGCCAGGUACAUGCAUUCCCUUCGAAUAUGUCUCUGGAACAAUUUCUAAAACCUGUUUCCCAGAUCAGCACUUCUAAUUUAAAUAAUUGACAGAAAUAAAAUGAACACACCGCAUUUCUGAGGAGAAGAGGAGUAUCUGAGCUAAAAUGAUACACAUCCCUUGACACAGAAGUAAGCAAAAACUGGUGAUUAGCAUUUGUAACAGGGGAAAGCAGAAAUACAGGGUUUAAUCUAUUCAUGCACAUUUGAUGUCCUCUUUAUUAUUGGUAUUUAAUAGCAUAUUCACUCUAGA
Pelodiscus sinensis (Chinese soft-shelled turtle) is the source of this 1780-nucleotide messenger RNA. The record is from RefSeq and is a predicted model, not a curated record. Lineage: Eukaryota; Metazoa; Chordata; Testudines; Trionychidae.